This is a messenger RNA of Magallana angulata, 4057 nucleotides long. RefSeq names its product inner nuclear membrane protein Man1-like. Gene Ontology annotation, molecular function: chromatin DNA binding. NCBI's taxonomy places the organism in Eukaryota, Metazoa, Mollusca, Bivalvia, Ostreida, Ostreidae. Gene Ontology annotation, cellular component: nuclear inner membrane. Bases 21 to 2057 code for a protein of 678 amino acids. The record is from RefSeq and is a predicted model, not a curated record. The transcript has 14 exons. Gene Ontology annotation, biological process: negative regulation of BMP signaling pathway; nuclear envelope organization.
UUCCGGUGUAAGCCGCAAAUAUGGCGGACAAAAUUACAGACGAGGAACUUGUGGAAGAGUUAAAAGCUUAUGGCGAAGUAGUGAAAGUGCCGAUCGAUCGAAAAAAGCGGCCAAUAUUGAUAAAAAAGUUGAACCAUUUCAAAGCUCGCGACAGACCUGCCAAUCAAGGGAAGAAAACGACGCCUUCUCGUGCCCGACCAACAAAAAAUAUCGAGUUCAGUUCUGCUGAAGAAAGUGAGGAGGAAACUGCGGGGCCGAUUAGACGCAUGCUCGGGAGACAAAGUACCCAGAAAGGACCGGUGUUAUCAUACUCUAAAACAGAUACCAUAGAGAUUUCUCCGCCUCGGACGCGCGCCGGAGUUCGUCGUAGCACAAGGAAAAGUGGGGUAGGUGGUACCAACAGUGAGACAGCGGCAGCCCCCAGCGUCCCCCUCAAAUCCCUAUAUCCGGACCUGUCACAAGAGGUGGACGGAGCCAAUAAUUCCAGGAACUAUUCCUUUGAUUAUCAGAAUGAAUUCACUGACUCUGACCCCGAGGAAAGUGUCUACGAGGUGGAGAACAAGUCGAUGAACACGACUUUCCAUUUACAAGACAGUUAUGUUGAUAAUUACGAGUCACCCAUAGGUCGCUCUGUAAAACAGCGCCGGUCUAUUGGCCGAGGAAAACCAAAGAAAGAGGAAAAGAAUACGACAUGGUCUGGGUACUCACCCAGCAAGCUGAAUAAUAUCACAGAUAAUAAGGAGGGACAGGAUGAAAACGACGGCCAUUUUGAUCAUUCAUACGAACCCCGAGCUUCAUUUAUAUCUACGAGCAUUCUGUGUAUAGUCAUUGGUUUCUUUUUGGUUGUGGGUGCCACGUACAUUUACCUACGUCAAGAAACAGGCAGCAGUAACCAUGGUAACUCAGAACAGGGAAAAACAGAUGUAGUGUUCCCCAUAGGAAAAAACGAAUCAAAGUGUUCCGAGGCUCUGAAGAUAGUACAUCAGAUUGAAGAAUAUCUCAGAAAUGAAGGAAAUGGUAAAAAAGUACCAAAUGAAUCUUGGGAAAAAGAUAUACCAAAAGGCAAAAAUUUGGAUGAAGCAAAAGAACUGAUAAUUCUGAAUCCCCAAUGGAACAUCAGAGCUUACGAUGAAAAAGGGAAUCCAGUGGUUAACAGUUCACAAAUAGAUUACCUGGAGGCUGAUCCCAAUCUGGGAUUAGUGGCCCGGAUCUGGAGAUCCCUGGAGAAGAUCCUGUAUGGAUUAGUGCUGCUACUCAGCUGUGUUGGAGUUAUGGUUCUUGCUUUCCUCAGCUGGCGGUAUCACCGGAAUAGAAUGGAGAAGGAACAGAAGUGUGUGUUUGAACUGGUGGAGAAAAUCAUAGAUUUGGUCAAGGAUAACUACGAGCUUCACCAGGACAACAGUCGACACCCUGAGUUUAUCCCAGUGUCUCACGUCCGGGAUCAGUUACUACCCCCCAAGCAGAGACAGAAGCUGAGGCCACGCUGGGAGAAGGCAGUCAAGUUUAUCGAGGCCAACGAGUCUCGGAUUCGGAUAGAGAGCCAAUCGGUGCAGGGCGAGGAAUUCCUUGUCUGGAGGUGGCUUCCGGCCUGCUCCAAUGGAGGGAAGUACUGGCAGGGACAAGCAUUCGGGGAGAACAAUGCCACCUCCGGUAGUGGGGGAAGCCUGCCUUACAGCCCCACCCCCUGCCUCAAAAUACGCAACAUGUUCGAUGCUGAAAUGGAAACAGAUGAAGAUUGGGAGCUCAAUGUACAGGACGCCAUCUUGGAGAAGUGUAAAGGAAUCAAGGGAAUUCUCCAUAUCUUCGUAGACGCUAACUCUAAAGAGGGGUGUGUGUACAUGAAGUGUAACAGCUGUGAGACGGCCUAUCAGGUGUAUAAAUCCUUACAUGGCUGGUGGUUUGAUGGUCGCCUAGUGACGGUCAAGUAUUUACGACUGGAGCUCUACCACAACAAGUUCCCUGAAUCUAAACAGGCCCUCAAGUCGCUGCAGCCCUCAACCACUCAGAUGACCUCGCUUGCUCGUCCCUAUCACCGCUCAACGCUUGAAAUGACAUAGAUAAGCGGUCGACAAUUAACGCAUCCUCAUCGUCUUCAGAGUGCCUUGUAGACUGCGUCAACCGUUCCUUACGUGGUUCUGUGAACAGACUAGUUUAUUUGAGUUGUGAGUUUUGAUUGGUCUAGGAUAGAGACCUGAAUGUUGGUUCCUCUGGUCGGCGUGUUAUUGUGUCGUUAUGAUGUGCCAUGAUGUGUGUGUGUAGAGAAUUUGUCAGCAUGGAAAUUUCUGCUCAGUCACUAUACAUCUGUUUGAUUUCAGAAUGUUGGUCAUUCUCUUUUUUAUUUUGAUUGUGAACCAGAGAGACUGUGAAAGAGAGAGAGAGAGAGAGAGAGAGAGAGAGAGAGAGAGAGAGAGAGAGAGAGAGAGAGAAAGAGAGAGAGAGAGAGACUGUGAAAGAGAGAGAGAGAGAGAGAGAGAGAGAGAGAGAGAGUAAUACUGUAGGAACUCUGUGUAACGGAGUAAAUAACCAAUCAACUUCCUAUCGAGACAGUUCUCCUAAAAUAACGAACUGUAUACCAUAUGCUGAAUAAAAUUAGGAACUAUAAUACAGUUGCUUAAAAAAAGAAUAAAACGUUAAAAUUAUAUAGAACUUAUAGUUAUAUAAUCAAAAUUCCCUUUCUCUUUUGCCCAUUUUUUGGUAACUUGUAUGGCAGUCUUUAUUUUUCAUUGUUUUUAAUAUCCUUGUUGCAUCAUUAUGAUUUUUACAUUAUCAGUUGAAGCUGAUAUUUAACUGAUUAACUCAAGAAUUGAAUGAUACGGAUUACAUUUUCUGUCCUGUUUUAAUACAAAAGUAAUGAAAUACUGGAUGAAACGUAUAAAGUGACAGGCGCAAUAUUACUCAGUCCACAACCAUCUACAUGUAUAUAAGACCAUAUAAAUUCAUUUUUAUGUUUUUUUAAUUGCUUAGAAUUUUUUUUUGUUAAACAAACUAUAGUUUACCAUAGUACCAUUACAUUUAAAUCUGUGUAUAUGAUUUGAUAUAUACAUUGUUGAUCUCACUAAGUCAGUCAUUUGUAAAAGUUUUAAAACACAAAAUCAAACAGCUUAGCUGUAGGUCGUGUAUGUGUGAGCAUCCUGUCAUGAACUCCCAUCCUUCUUUCAGUGAACCAAACGCAUUUCCUUAACAAGAGUUGUGCCAUGGUAGUAUUAGUACAGUGUGUGACAGAAUCUAAUUCCAUUUUUGUCAGUAAAUUUAGUUCAGUGUAUGACAUACAGAGUAUGACAAAGUCUAGGAUCAACUUGUUAACUUUGUACACAAUGUGUGAUCAUAGUUUGGUUUACUUAUUUUUUUUCAGUUUUUUUUUCUUACCUCCCAAGUAUUAUUAUAUAAAUGUGUACAUUAAAAUCAAUGCUUAUCAAUUUUCACAUGAAAAAAUAUAUUAAGGUACAUAUAAAAAGAGUCAUUUAACUUUAUUUCAUGCCAGUUUUUUGAGAUAAAUUUACAUCAGAUUUCUUCAUUGUUUGUUAUGAAUGGUUUUAAAACAUGGUAGAUGCAGUAAAAGACAAUGAUGCUUUAUUGUUCACAAUCUAGGAGAUAAUGUAUUCCACACGACUUUAAGAAUGUGAUAUGGAGUGUAUAUAUAACAUGAAGUAUGUGACAAAUAUCAUUCAAUUUUAAUUAACUAAUAAACUGAUAAAGCUAGAUGUAGACAUUUUCUGUUAGUACAUGGAACAAAUCUAUGUCAAUUAACACUGAAAAUCAUAUUGAUUCCGACGGGGAUUUGAACCGACAGCGACAAUUACCGAGUGUGAAUUACUCGUAAAUGUCGCAAUCUAGGGAUUACCCAGCUUUGUGCGAGUGUGUACAUGAGAGAGUGCGUUAAUUAAAUGGCAAGAUGAAUCAUGUUGAUGAAGAUGUGUUGUGUUAAUUAGGUGACAGACAGAUAGUGUUUAAAAAGAACAGGUGGAAUUUGUUAUUAUACAAGGCCAAGUGUUAUAUACCCAUUUGUAUUAAUAUAUGUACAUGUCAUAUUUUAAGAUUAAAACUACAUCUAUGGUAA